Molecule: messenger RNA, 597 nt
Organism: Coniophora puteana RWD-64-598 SS2
Lineage: Eukaryota; Fungi; Basidiomycota; Agaricomycetes; Boletales; Coniophoraceae
Exons: 1
Coding region: 1-597 (198 amino acids)
Source: RefSeq, a predicted model, not a curated record
AUGCGCUCAGGGCGCUAUCUACGACUCAUACGAACGCGAGCCGCACUCUAUUUUCCUCCCGGGAACAGACUCACCCUUCUUCGAACCCUGAAGGAUCUGGUCGCGGACGAUAGACGCAAGAUCAUCUGGAUCUCUAGCGAGUCGGGGUCAGGAAAGUCGACUGUGGCACAUGCACUCGCAGAUGAGCUUCGCGGAGAGGGAAGGCUCGCAGGCACGUUCUUUUUUUCGAGAAAAUACAUCAAGCGUAGCACCUUCGAUCACGUCCUCCACACUCUUGCCUACCAGUUGGGGCUGCAUCACCCCCGCGCCAAAGAGAUCAUUAUCAAAGCCAUUUCCGACGACCCCGCUCUUCUCUCUUCCGAGAAAUCGCGCAAUGAUUUGAUAGAGAAGCUCAUCAUUGAACCCUUGAGGCAACUUGCAGUGAUUUGGAAAGGCGAGGUCGGUAUGUCCAUCAUCUUGGACGCGCUUGAUGAAGGGACUAGCAGUGGCCUACAUUACAUCGACCCCUUCGUUUCUCUGCUCGCCCACCUCAUCAGGGAUGCCUCCCUUCCCAUUUAUAACCUCAUCAUUUCUAGCCGACUGAGAGAUCGUCCUUGA